GUUGGUUGUAGUUAGAUUUUACUGUGACCAUUGAAAAAAAGGUUGAAAACAUUUCAGAAAAAUGAAAGCAACAUUUGUAUACCUGGUGAUGCAACUGAUCUCUAUCCAAGGUCUACAUUUAAAUCUUGAGAGACACACGGAGACUGAAAAGAUGUGUCUUAAACUUCAAUGUAUGGAGAACAAAACAGAUGACACGGAAUUUUCAGCUCUUGUCAACAUGUCAGUCUAUUGGAUCAGUGAAUCUGAUGAUGAAGUGAUGCUGGCGUCCAUUUCAGAGUCUGACUCAAAAGUGCUAAAUUAUAAAAUAACCGAAGCAGAAGUGACAGGAAAAAUGUCCAAAGACUACGGCGAGCUAAUCGUUUCAUCUUUUAACAAUUCUUUGUCAUGCACCUUUGCCAAUUUCGCAUGUGAAAUAAAUUUUAUAAACAAAUCAGGAAACCAGAUGAAGCGAGUUUAUUACACAAUGAGCCCUGAAAGCAAUGACCAAAAACAAGCCAUGCUGCUGAUGACUUUGAAAGCUAAAACUUAUGACUUUGUUACAACUGUCGACGCAAUGGCCAAUUUUUUGAAGUCAUUUGGAAAUCCAAACAAACACAGUGCUGAUUUGGCAAUGUCCUUGCAGAUGUUAAAAUCUGAAAGUGGUCAGCAUAGUGAAUACGACAUUUCACUUACAACAGAUGGUAUAACCGAAGGUGAUAAACGUACGGAUGUUGCAUCCCCUUUGCCUCUACUCAAUUCAAAACUUAACAACAAAAGAGGUCAAGGACGUGUUGAAGGUGUCGCUUCCAAAAACUGUACACAAAAAGAUGUUUUGGAUUCGCUUCUAGAAAUACGAAACUCAGCCCAAUCUAUGAUUGCUAUUGGAAACAGCGUAGAAAAUCUGUUGAAUAAAGUGCUUCAAAACAGUUUGAGCCAAUCUGAUUGGAGAGAUACCAAUGCUACUUUAAGCAAUGUGCUGCCUCUAACAUCAAGCUCUGACAAAACAAACGAAGUUGAUUUAGAAGAAAACAGUAAUUUUAUGUUUAUAAAUAAGUGUGUGAUCAAGAAUGAUACUAAUCUACCAGACCGCGACGUAGUGAAGUUGGAUGACCAUAAAGAAACCUUAUGUGAUACCAAGACUGACGGUGGCGGAUGGAUUGUCAUACAGAGAAGAUUUAAAGGCGACGUUAAUUUUACAAGAAAUUGGAGAGAGUAUAAAGAAGGAUUUGGUACAACAUUAGGUGAUUACUGGUUAGGAAAUGACUGGAUUUCAAACUUAACACAUAUGGGCUACAACCGGCUGCGUGUUGAUAUGACGUUUCACGGUAGAAACUAUUCUUCUGAAUAUGUCGAUUUCACACUUGGAAAUGAAGCUGCGUCUUACUUGAUACAUUUUAAGACGUUGAGGGAUUCAACCAACACGUUCAUUCGUCACAGUGGCUACAAGUUUACGACAAUAGACAGAGACAAUGAUGUAUAUGAUGGCAACUGUGCUCUUAGAUACAAGGGUGGCUGGUGGUACGAUGCUUGUCACAGUGUUAAUAUCAAUGGGGUUUGGGGUCAUCUCGAUUACGGUAUGGGUCUGAACUGGGUUGGUAUUACCGGCUAUUACGACACGUUGAGUUUUGUCGAGAUGAAAAUAAGAAAAGGGUGAGAAAUUGUACAUUUCAGAAAAAUAUAAUGAAAACAUCUGUCGUAUAGAAACCGUUUUCUUUAUAAAAGUUUUUAAGUUAUAUACAAGAAUAAAAUGAGUGCUUAUUUAUAAAGGUUAAAAAAUUCAAACAAUGAUUGUUAAUUAAUUUUGCUAACAAAUAUUUUAAAAUUUCAAAGAUUUAUAAAUUUUUUAUUAUCCUCUGUGAAAUUGAAAAUCAUUGCAUCAUAUAAACUUUUUAUACAAGUCUACUAAAAUGAUAAAUAAUAAUUAUUUUUUAAAAAAAUAAUAGUAAACUAUUAAUGAUUAAUAUUUAAUAUAUUCUUUUCUGCAACAUAUUUUACUUUUAUUAGAAGUGUUAAUUUUUGCUUACAUCAUAUAUCUAAACGGAAGUUAAAUUUGAAUAUUUAAAAAGGAAAUAUAGUUAGUAUAUGUUGUUUAACAGAUCCAAAAAAUAAAACACGUUUUGUGAACUUAUCUUAAUAAUAAAAGACAUGAUAUAUCUUGCGUUAUGAUAUCUAUAAGUUAAUACAUAAUAUUUUUUCUAUAAGCUAAAUUAUUGAAUUUGCAUAUAUAUAUAUAUAUAUAUAUAUAUAUAUAUAUAUAUAUAUAUAU
Molecule: messenger RNA, 2245 nt
Organism: Physella acuta
Lineage: Eukaryota; Metazoa; Mollusca; Gastropoda; Physidae
Product: angiopoietin-2-like
Source: RefSeq, a predicted model, not a curated record